AUUUGGAGCUGGUUGCACAGGAAUUUCCCGACAUCCCCCACAGGCGGCAUAUGCCUGUCACCGCAGCAGCAGCAGCAGCCUGACACUAGAGACACCACAAAAGGGGAGGGCGCAGAGUAAAGGUGGCAGAAGAAGACGGACUGGCAGCUGCUAUACCCUGAGAGAGCAAAGUGUUGCAGGUACCCGGGACUCAUGCUGCGCCCAUUGCUGCUCUGCCUCCUGCUAACUCUCCCUGCAGCAGCUUUUGCCCCUGUUCCUUGCCACUCCGAUUUGUUGGUGAGGAUAUCACAGUGAUGUCUGCAUUCAACCUGCUCCAUUUGGUGACAAAGAGCCAGCCAGUGGCCCUGCGGGCCUGUGGGCUUCCCUCAGGGACACGGAAGGAGAAAAAGACAUGUAAGGUGGUGUUUACUGAGCAAGAGCUAAGAAAACGACUGACACCUAAGCAAUACCAUGUUACCCAAGAAAAGGGAACAGAAAGUGCCUUUGCUGGAGAAUAUACACACAACACAGCAGCUGGGAUAUACAAAUGUGUAGUCUGCGGGGCAACUCUUUUUAGAUCCGAAAAAAAAUUUGACUCCAACUCAGGUUGGCCCUCAUUUUAUGAUGUAGUCAAUCCAGAAGCAAUAACACUUACUGAUGACUUUUCACAUGGGAUGCACAGAGUGGAAACAAGCUGCAGUCAGGAUGCCGUUGCUGGUCUUCUGACUGCCUGUCACUGGUAUCGCACCCAUUCAGAGAUUGUGGUGCACAUCUUGGUCACGUCUUUGAUGAUGGGCCCCGUCCAACUGGUAAAAGAUACUGUAUAAACUCUGCAUCGUUGAACUUCAUACCAGUGGAGACAUGUGAAGCGGCAGAAAGCAGCACCUCAGACCCACCCAGAAAAGACUGAAUUCUAAUAAUAGACACAGCUACAGUAACCUGCAGUGUAAUAGCCAUUAUCUGGACUGUGCAUUCUCUUACUAGCCUAGAAAAAAUAGGACCCAUAAGUCAUAAUACAUUUUCUGUACAAUAUAGACACCACUAUUUUUCUGCUUUUGCAUAUAAUUUAUGAUUUAAACUCUGCAUUUAGUGGAGUUGUCGAUAAUUAAACAUGUUCUCCCAUGUAGAGCGAAGAGGCCGAUCCUCUUAGUUACCCCCGCGUCCCUGAAGAUGAGAACCUGAUCACCUGAAAUGAUGCUGGUCUUCUCUGCUAUAGAACUCUCUGCAGAACAGGUUCAUGAGGAAAACACUGGGGACAUAUUUAAUUAAUGACAGCUCAACAAAACUUGAAUUGCCUUUAAACAAUAACUCAUUUUCAGUGAUGUCAUUGAUGUGUAUACAAAAUGAAGGUAGCAUAGUGUGUGAACUAUAUCAAAAGCUUAUGAUUAUCUUAUUACUCAAUGAAACACAGUGGGCCAAAGUUUGUUCUUGCAAGAAAAAAUAAAUCACAUUAUAUUAGGUAUUCACCUAAAAAGCAACAAA
This is a messenger RNA of Pseudophryne corroboree (corroboree frog), 1461 nucleotides long. RefSeq names its product methionine sulfoxide reductase B3 (gene MSRB3). Bases 294 to 806 code for a protein of 170 amino acids. Gene Ontology annotation, biological process: protein repair; response to oxidative stress. NCBI's taxonomy places the organism in Eukaryota, Metazoa, Chordata, Amphibia, Anura, Myobatrachidae. Gene Ontology annotation, molecular function: peptide-methionine (R)-S-oxide reductase activity. Gene Ontology annotation, cellular component: cytoplasm. The record is from RefSeq and is a predicted model, not a curated record. The transcript has 8 exons.